Messenger RNA from Siniperca chuatsi (mandarin fish), 3343 nucleotides. It is a transcript of the gene tacr2, whose product is annotated as tachykinin receptor 2. Lineage: Eukaryota; Metazoa; Chordata; Actinopteri; Centrarchiformes; Sinipercidae. Gene Ontology annotation, molecular function: substance K receptor activity. The record is from RefSeq and is a predicted model, not a curated record. Gene Ontology annotation, cellular component: plasma membrane; sperm midpiece. Gene Ontology annotation, biological process: G protein-coupled receptor signaling pathway; positive regulation of flagellated sperm motility. Bases 303 to 1625 code for a protein of 440 amino acids. The transcript has 9 exons.
UUCGUGUGUGUGUGUGUGUGUGUGUGUGUGUGUGUGUGUGAGAGAGAGAGAGAGAGAGAGAGAGAGAGAGAGAGAGAGAGAGAGAGAGAGAGAGAGUAGAGAUGUCUUGAGAUGUCUUGAUGGAUGGACCUGGUUGUCCAUUACGCAGAAGGAGUCUAAUUUUCGGACAUUAUUAGCUAUGGAUUGGACAAACUGAUGUUAAAGCUGACAACUCGACCGCGUAAUCAGAGAGUUUCUGUCACCAGGUAAACAGGGAGAAGAAUAUGGACGCCGAGAGUCUUAUUCAACACACUGAAUGAGAUAUGGAGGCCACUUCAUUCCCGUUAUCAGUCACCGCCGACUGGCUGGAGGACGGAAACGAGACGACCGGGAAUCAGUUCCAGCAGCCCGACUGGCAGGUGGCUCUGUGGGCUAUAGCCUACUCCCUCAUCAUCCUGGUGUCCAUCACUGGGAAUGUCACAGUGAUCUGGAUUAUUCUCGCUCACAGACGCAUGAGGACUGUAACCAACUACUUCAUCGUCAACCUGGCCUUCUCUGACGUUUCCAUGGCAACCUUCAACACUCUUUUUAACUUCGUCUAUGCGCUUCACAAUGACUGGUACUUUGGCCUGGGCUACUGCCGAUUUCAGAAUUUCUUCCCCAUCACGGCUAUGUUUUCAUCAAUAUACUCGAUGGCUGCCAUCGCAGUGGACAGAUGGCCAGGACAGAACCAGAGACAGAUAGAGAUCUUCAUCCUUAAUCAAAUGUACAUGGCCAUCAUCCACCCUCUGAAGCCCCGCCUCUCCUCCACCUCUACAAAGGUUGUGAUUGCCCUAAUUUGGAUUGUAGCAAUCUCACUGGCUUUCCCUCAGUGCUACUACAGCGUGACGAAAUUUUAUUACCCCAGAACCGUGUGCAUGGUCGACUGGCCUGAUGAUUAUGGAGGAACACAUCAACUAAGUUACCAGUUUGCAGUGAUAUUGCUGAUCUACUUGCUCCCUCUGCUGGUGAUGCUGGUGACCUACAGUUUAGUUGGCCAAACGCUGUGGGGUGGGCACAUCCCUGGAGAGGCGACAGAACAUUACCACAGCCAGAUAACAGCCAAGAGAAAGGUGGUGAAGAUGAUGGUUGUCGUGGUGGUGACCUUUGCCCUGUGCUGGUUGCCAUACCACAUCUACUUCAUAUUGGGAUCGUUUAACAGAGACAUUUAUAAACAACAUUACAUUCAACAGGUGUAUCUGGCCAUAUUCUGGUUGGCAAUGAGUUCGACCAUGUACAAUCCUAUCAUUUACUGCUGUCUAAACCAAAGGUUUCGUGCUGGUUUCCGUCAUGCGUUUGCUUGGUGUCCCCUCGUCAAAGUGUCGGAGGAGGACAAGAUGGAACUGCAGCACACACGCACCUUCAGAGUCACCAUGACACGCAGCCACCGCCAUGACAGCACAUACGCCCACACCUCCAUCAAAACAAACAACACCUUCGACACAAACAUGGCUGUCAGCACUGAGCUAAACAAAGAGAUAGAUGUCUGCAUGCAGCUUAAAAAACAGACAUCAUCAAAAACAUACAGCACACACUACACACAUGUGGCAAAGAGGUCAGAUGAUACAAAAUCCCCAGUUGCUAAACUUAUGCAGCACACCCACUGACUACUGAAACAAAUCAUGAUGAGGACAUUCUCAAUGGGAAAGCAACAGGGUUUCUCUAUAGUCGCAACAGAGCUGAUAAUAAAAAGACUGGAGCCAUUAAAGACAGAGGAGAACCUGCCGAUUGUCAACCAGAGUUGAGCAAACUAUCCACGUGGGAAACCUUGAAGAAAAGAGUUGUUCAUUGGACUUCAGACCAUCAACCUCUUUUGUUGAAGAGUUAAUUAUGAAUGAAUUUGACUAUCAAGCUGAUGGAUGUUUUGCUGUUAAUGCCAAAGUGGUCACGUGAGCAGUGAAAAUAUGGAAGAGAAACUACACCUGCGUAUUGGACCACAAACAUUGUUAGUGUUUGCUGUUAGUGGGAAAGUCUGAAGAUAAAUCCAUUCAUCAUUCAUUUAUUGUACUGAGGCCCAUUCUGUUACAUGCCUUCUUCCACGACACUAUUUUCUUCUACUCCUUUGGAUAUUAGCUGUGAACUGUGGAUAUUUGUGUGACUGUAGAGGUGUUAUCUGUGGUUUCUGGUUUUCAAGAGCAUAGAAUGGAUGAACAGUCCACUGGCAUCAGCACCAAGCCUUAAUAUUGUUGUUUUUGUGUGUUUUAUUAUUCUUACUGCUUUACUGAUUAUUUUAAAAAAGGGGGAUAUUUUCUAUUUAAUUUCUUUUCUUCACCAAGCAUAGCACACAUAGUGAUAAUUAAAGUAAUUCAUUGGUAAAAAGUCUUUUCAGCCAUGCAGGCAUUUAAAAAAAAAGUUGGCCAUAUUGAUGACCUUAUAAUAAAAAACUGUCAUGAAGGCGACGUGUAAUGUAGUUAAGAGAAGAUCUGUGGUAUAAUUUCAGCAGUUAAGGGAUUUUUUCCCAAUUACAAUUCCCAAUUCAGCUUCAGUCAUACAGCUCAAGCAUCUCAUGUUAGAUGAUUUGGCAGAAUAAUAAGUUAAAUUCCAACUUGCUGCACAUAUUAUAUUUAACAGACACAGAAUUAGCUAUUUAUGCUAUAACACAGGAUGUAACACACUCAUGACUGCGUAACUUUAUGUGGAGCAGCAGGUCCAAUAUGGACUGACUGGUGUAAGAAUAUACUGAAAACACGAUAGAAUAUCCUGUGUAAAAGCAUAAUCACCAGUUAUAAACAAAUAUAGACAUCUCCUGUUUCUAACAUAAAUACAACAUCAACACUGACUUUAACUGAUACAUUUUAAAAGGAAAAUAAGCCUUGAAUGUGCUUCAUUUCACAGAAUUAGGUGGAUCUCCCUCAUUAUUAGUUAUAUGGUCAGCAUGUAUCUGUUACAUUGCAGUACUAUUCGUUUAACAUAUCAGCCAGAUAGUGUGCAUUCAUAUGCAUGCACAUGGUCAGUGUGCAGUAGAGUUCAGAUUAAAAAGUGCUGCUACUUUGAAUAAUCUGAUGUAAAAUGUAACAUUGUCAACUAUUUCGUAUAUUUAUGUAAAAUAUGCUGAUGAAGUGGAAAUGUAAAUCUGGGACUUGUGUGAUGGUUGCACACUUACAGUUGGGUCAUGAUGUUAAUACUGUAACCUGGUAGUGUUAACAUUUCAAAAUGUAGAGAAAAUCUUUUGACACCUUGUAACAACUUUUAAACUGACUUUUAAAAUGCACACAGUGACAUAGUGAAACAUCUGUAUUUGUUGUCUACACAAAACAGCAGGUUAGUUGUUUGUGGCCUAAAUAAAAGUCAAUAAUAUAUUUUAAUAAAUGUGACAGUAUAUGUA